GUUACCGAACAAGUACUUUCGAUUGAUAUACCAAUGUAUUACUAAACUUUCUGAUUGUUAUUGUUUCAUUCAACUAUGUGGCUGUUGGAUGUAUUACUUUUCCUUCUGGUAGUAUGUUAUGCGUCGGCGCUGAACAAGCACACAUUGGGCAAUGUAUCAAGCAGCAGCGAACCUAUACAGUUAGAAGUGCAAGACGGUAUCGACAACGUAUAUCUGUCACCUUCUACCACGUUGUACAGGGUGGUAGAAGGAGAACAGCUAGAGUCUAUAACCUGUUCAGCCACAUGUAUUCCGGCCUGUACGUACGCAUGGUCCACAUCAGAAAAAACGGUCAGUGCUACAGACACACUGGACCUCGGUCAGGCGGAGAGACGGAAGGCCGGAUCCUAUACGUGUACGGUUCAGAACACGAUUUCACGUUUUACAAAAAAUGGACCAGUCGUGAGCCUCAAUGUCAUAUAUGGUCCCAACAACGUAUCUCUGUCACCUUCUUUCACUACAUACAGCCUCAGAGAGGGAGAACAAUUAGAAGUUAUAACGUGUGCUGCAACGUGUAACCCGGCCUGUUCCUACUCAUGGUCCAGAUCAGGAGAUAGUGUUAGCUCUACAGCCACACUGUUCCUCGGGCAAAUUGAGCGAAGGGAUACCGGAUCCUAUAUUUGUAUGGCAUGGAACCCGAUAUCACGUGUUUCAAAGUAUGGGCUAGCCGUGAACGUUCAUGUCAUAUAUGGUCCCGACAACGUAUCUCUGUCACCUUCUACCACUACAUACAGCCUCAGAGAGGGAGAACAAUUAGAAGUUAUAACGUGUACUGCAACGUGUAACCCGGCCUGUUCCUACUCAUGGUCCAGAUCAGGAGAUAGUGUUAGCUCUACAGCCACACUGUUCCUCGGGCAAAUUGAGCGAAGGGAUACCGGAUCCUAUAUUUGUAUGGCAUGGAACCCGAUAUCACGUGUUUCAAAGUAUGGGCUAGCCGUGAACGUCCAUGUCAUAUAUGGUCCCAACAACGUAUCUCUGUCACCUUCUACCACUACAUACAGCCUCAGAGAGGGAGAACAAUUAGAAGUUAUAACGUGUGCUGCAACGUGUAACCCGGCCUGUACCUACUCGUGGUCCAGAUCAGGAGAUAGUGUUAGCUCUACAGCCACACUGUUCCUCGGUCAGAUUGAAAGAAGGGAAGCCGGAACCUACAUCUGUACGGCACGGAACCCGGAAUCAAGUGUAACAAAAGAUGGACUAGUCGUGAGCGUUCAUGUCAUACACGGUCCUGACAAGGUAUCUCUGUCACCUUCUACCACGUUAUACAGUGUGGCAGAGGGAAACAACAUAGCAGCUAUAACGUGUUAUGCUAAGUGUAACCCGGACUGUACGUACACCUGGUCCAAAUCAGGAUCAAGGGUCAGUUCUACAGCAACUUUGUAUCUCCGUCAGAUUGAGCGAAGGGAGGACGGAUCUUAUAUAUGUACGGUAUUGAACCCGGAAUCAAGUAUUUCAAAGAAUGGACCAGACGUGAGAGUUGAUGUCAUAUACGGUCCUUACGUGGUAUCCGUGUCACCUUCUACCACGUUAUACAGAGUGACAGAGGGAAACAACCUAGCAGCUAUAACGUGUUCUGCUACGUGUAACCCGGCCUGUACGUACACCUGGUCCAGAUCAGGAUCAAGGGUCAGUUCUUCAGCCACUCUGUACCUUCGUCAGAUUCAGCGAAGGGAGGCCGGAUACUAUAUAUGUACGGUAUUGAACCCGGAAUCAAGUAUUUCAAAGAAUGGACCAGACGUGAGAGUUGAUGUCAUAUGUAAGUUGAAUUUAUGCGGAAAAUCGCGAGGUGCUUUUCAGUCAAUUUCAUUAUAACUUGCAUAAUUGAAUGUGCAGAUACCAAAUCGUCAUCAGUAUCAGCUGCGCUCUUAUAUUUUUCAAUCAUUCUGAAAUGAUUUGUAUUACUAUUGUUCUAUAACAAU
Molecule: messenger RNA, 1958 nt
Organism: Mya arenaria
Lineage: Eukaryota; Metazoa; Mollusca; Bivalvia; Myida; Myidae
Product: pregnancy-specific beta-1-glycoprotein 8-like
Exons: 8
Coding region: 76-1851 (591 amino acids)
Source: RefSeq, a predicted model, not a curated record